AUGGCAUACCGCGGUGUUGAUCUCAUCCUUUGUCCCUACCAUGUCGGCAAACAAGACCAAGGGGUUGGCAAUGGACCUCGAGCCAUUCUCGACGCUGGCAUACGCGAAGUAAUAGAGUCGCAUGGCAUCUCCUUCUCGACUACCACGAUAGAUCCAGUAAACGACUUCGAGGGUGAGAUCGGACGGAGCUUCGAGCUCUUACGUCGCAUUGCGGCGGCAGUCAAGGCAGCCCGAGCGAGCAGAAGCUUUCCAAUCGUCCUGGCAGGCAACUGCAACAGCAGCGUGGGCGUUUUCGCAGGCCUGACCGCAGGAGCCGUACCGCACGGCGAGCUGGGUAUCAUAUGGCACGAUGCGCACGACGACUACCAUAACCCCGAUACACUGGAGAGCGGCUACUUCGACGCGAUGGGUGUCUCGAUGCUGACGGGCGAGAGCUGGAAGGGGUUGACGUCUUCCAUACCUGGUUUUCAGCCCAUGCGGAAAGACAGGGUCGUGUUCUGCGGUGUCCGGGACGUCUCAGACAGCUACGCGAAAGCGCUGCAGAGCAUCCUUGGCCAGCUUGAGGCUCCCAGGCGGGCCAUAGUGCACUGGGAUCUCGACUCCUUGGACUCGGGAUCUUGCGGAAAGGCGAAUAGAUUCGCCGCGUCUGGUGGCCUGACUGGAGACGAUCUGCAAGGCAUUGCUGCUAUGUUACCAAAAACUAUCAUACCGGAGGCGCUCACGUUGGCUUCUUUCGACCCUAGCUGCUCUGAGCGAGGAGGUGCGGUCAUUGCGGGCAUUUCUGUGAAGAGCAUCUCGAAGCUGCUGCAGGUCAUGGCUGAAGAAGGGCAGCUACUUCGGACGUGA
Molecule: messenger RNA, 846 nt
Organism: Anthostomella pinea
Lineage: Eukaryota; Fungi; Ascomycota; Sordariomycetes; Xylariales; Xylariaceae
Source: the annotation of a GenBank genome assembly